This is a messenger RNA of Trichophyton verrucosum HKI 0517, 1890 nucleotides long. RefSeq lists its product as uncharacterized. Gene Ontology annotation, cellular component: nucleus. The transcript is spliced from 4 exons. Bases 1 to 1890 code for a protein of 629 amino acids. The record is from RefSeq and is a predicted model, not a curated record. Gene Ontology annotation, biological process: reciprocal meiotic recombination; double-strand break repair via synthesis-dependent strand annealing. Gene Ontology annotation, molecular function: DNA translocase activity; ATP binding; ATP-dependent chromatin remodeler activity. Lineage: Eukaryota; Fungi; Ascomycota; Eurotiomycetes; Onygenales; Arthrodermataceae.
AUGUCCCUAGGCGCCAACAGAGGAGGAGAUGAAACAUGGUUGAUGGCUAUCGGUCUUAGCAAAAGCAAGACCCUAAGACAUGCUACCCCCUUCUGGCAACAAGCGUUUCUCUUAUCCAGAGUGUCAGGUGUCAUGUUCACGAUCUACGGAGUACAGCAGUUGUUUAUACCCUGCCCAGCUACAUUGAAACGAAAGCUUUGGCAACCACAGAAGUCAGAGUUUCUAUAUCGAUGUACGACCGGACUUGUUGAUAAGAAUGCCCAUGGAUGCAUCAUGGCAGACGUCCAAAAGGCGGUUAUUGCAUGCCCAGCUACGCUAGUUGGCAACUGGGCCAAUGAACUAGUAAAAUGGCUGGGCAAGGACGCUAUAAACCCCUUUGUGAUCGAUGGGAAAGCUUCGAAGACGGAACUAACAUCCCAGCUAAGGCAAUGGGCAAUUGCUUCUGGCCGAUCCGUUGUCAGGCCCGUGUUAAUUGUUUCGUAUGAAACACUGCGAAUGAAUUCAGAUGAACUUCGGGAUACCCAAAUUGGGCUUCUUCUCUGCGAUGAAGGGCAUCGGCUGAAAAAUGCUGACAGCCAAACUUACGUAGCACUGAACAAGCUCAACGUCCAGAAACGCGUCAUCCUUUCUGGAACUCCAAUUCAAAACGACUUGUCUGAAUACUUCAGUCUUCUCGACUUUGCGAACCCGGGCAUACUAGGGUCACGCAGCGAAUUCCACAAGACAUAUGAAAUUCCCAUUCUCCGUGGCCGUGAUGCAGAUGGGACCGAUGAGCAGCAGAAGAAAGGCAAUGAGCGCCUUGCUGAACUUCUUAAUCUCGUUAAUAAGUUCAUUAUUCGAAGGAGCAAUGACCUUUUGUCCAAAUAUCUCCCCGUCAAGUAUGAGCACGUUGUCUUCUGCAAUCUUGCUCCAUUCCAGCUGGAUCUAUACAACCACUUCAUCCAGAGUCCUGAAAUCAAGAGUCUCCUUCGUGGUAAAGGAAGUCAGCCUUUGAAGGCAAUUGGUAUUUUGAAAAAGCUUUGCAAUCACCCUGAUCUUUUGAAGCUCUCAGAAGAUCUACCAGGAUGCGAGCAAUAUUUCCCCGAAGAUAUGACGGUAUCCAAUGGCCGCAGAGGGGACCGUGAAGUUAAGACUUGGUACUCUGGUAAAAUGAUGGUCUUGGAUCGAAUGCUUGCACGUAUCCGACAGGAUACUAAUGAUAAAAUCGUCCUGAUCAGCAAUUACACGCAGACAUUGGACCUUUUCGAGCGUCUGUGCCGAGCUCGUGCGUAUGGCUGUAUACGCCUUGACGGAACUAUGGGUGUUAAGAAACGAUCAAAGCUAGUCGAUAAAUUCAAUGACCCGAACGGAGAAGAGUUUGUCUUCCUGCUCUCCAGUAAGGCAGGCGGAUGCGGCAUCAACUUGGUUGGAGCAAACCGUUUGGUACUCUUUGAUCCCGAUUGGAACCCUGCUGCCGACCAACAGGCAUUGGCUCGAGUGUGGCGUGAUGGCCAGUCAAAGGACUGUUUUGUUUACCGAUUCAUUGCCACUGGCACGAUUGAGGAGAAGAUCUUUCAACGUCAAUCACACAAGCAAUCUCUAUCAUCAUGCGUGGUUGAUUCAGCCGAGGACGUCGAGCGCCACUUCAGUCUCGACUCACUGCGAGAACUCUUCCAGUUUAAGCCAGGCACGACCAGUGACACACAUGAUACCUUCAAGUGUAAACGCUGCAGGCCGGAUGGGACACAGCAUAUCAAGGCACCUGCAAUGCUGUACGGCGACACGAGUUCCUGGAACCAUUUUGUCAACACAGGCGAGAAGGGUCCUAUGAACAGGAUCCAGGAUUUAUUGUUACGACAGGAAACGACCGAGCAAGCAGUCAGCGCAGUCUUCCAGUAUAUCAGCCAUUAA